AUGAUUGAAUCCCUCAUCAGCGUCGUCUUCUACAUCUCCACAGCGGUGACACUAUUACUGUUCCUACUUCCUUCAAGAUACGUUCCGAGACGGUCCGGCAGUACAAACAAGGAUGCUUUCAAUGCGCCCAAAACGACGACGCAGAUUCUGGUUCUCGGCGACAUCGGCCGCAGCCCGCGCAUGCAGUACCAUGCUCUGAGUAUCGCGAGGGGAGGAGGCCAGGUGGACAUAAUCGGUUACAAUGAAUCAGAAGUGCAUCCCGACAUCUCGUCCAAUCCUAGAAUAUCCAUCACCGCCCUUCCGCCGCACCCGACCUUCCUGCAAACAAGUAAUAAGCUCCUCUUUCUGCUCUUUGGUCCGCUCAAAGUAGCCUUCCAGAUUCCUCCGCCCCGCCCAAGAGCCUCUUCUGCUGUGCCGUAUCGUCUUGCUAAAGUUGGCCCAAUGCAGAACCCGCCUUCCAUACCUACGUUGGCAAUUGCAUCCAUGGUAUCUUUCCUCCGGCAUACCAAGUUGAUUAUCGACUGGCAUAACUUUGGGUACACCAUUUUGGCGCUCAAACUUGGGGAUAGACACCCACUUGUGCGAUUUUCCAGAUGGUAUGAGAAGAGCUUCUGUAGAUACGCCACAGCGCACUUCUGUGUUACAGAAGCCAUGGCUUCCGUUUUGAAGUGCGAUUUUCGCCUCACAGCCCCCUUACUGCCCUUGCAUGACCGGCCAGCAAGUCAUUUUCAGCCCAUCUUGGAUGAAAGCGAGCGGAAGAGUUUCCUCGAGUCUUUGCCAGAAACAGCCUCGGUGCAGCACCUGCUCCAGGCCGGGUCCCUCCGUGUACUAGUCAGUUCGACAUCCUGGACAGCCGACGAAGACUUCUCGUUACUCAUUGACGCACUCUGCCGGUAUUCGAACCUGGCAACGACCAGCAAGCCUGGAUUACCCCCUGUUCUGGCCAUUAUUACUGGGAAGGGGCCUCAGAAGGAAAUGUACCUGAAGCAAAUAUCAAGGCUUCAAGAGGCGGGCAAGCUCGCCAAGGUCACAAUCCGCACCACAUGGUUAACCACAGGCAACUAUGCACGCCUUCUGGCGUCUGCUUCACUGGGAAUCAGCCUACACACCAGUAGCAGUGGUGUCGAUCUGCCCAUGAAAGUGGUUGACAUGUUCGGUGCCGGAUUACCCGUGCUUGGCUGGAAUCGUUUUCAAGCCUGGCCUGAGCUAGUAACCGAAGGUGUAAACGGUAUGGGUUUUGGAAGCUCCAGUGAGCUCCUAGACCACCUUGUUGAUCUGUUUGAGAACCCAAGUAAGCUCGAGAAGAUCCGUACUGGUGCUCGCAAAGAGAGUGAUCGUCGUUGGAAUGACGAAUGGGAUCCUAUAGCUGGCAAACUUUUAGGCCUCGCAUAA
Molecule: messenger RNA, 1392 nt
Organism: Aspergillus thermomutatus
Lineage: Eukaryota; Fungi; Ascomycota; Eurotiomycetes; Eurotiales; Aspergillaceae
Product: chitobiosyldiphosphodolichol beta-1,4 mannosyltransferase
Exons: 3
Coding region: 1-1392 (463 amino acids)
Cellular component (GO): endoplasmic reticulum
Molecular function (GO): mannosyltransferase activity
Source: RefSeq, a predicted model, not a curated record